GGCCGGGACCCUGCUGCUUUCCCAGGCACCCCUCCCUCUCCCAGGAGGAAGCCCCCCCACACCACACUCUGCAUUUGUCCAUUGAUUUAGACACAAACGGCCCAGUUCACCUUCCUGUGGAAAAAUCCGCCCUGGGCCUUGUCCGCAGGGUGGGGUGUCUGCGGCUCCCCCAGCACCCUGUCACAGCUUCCCCCUCCCUGGCUCUAGCUCUGGGGGCCACAGGAAGUCCUAGGAGCGGCUUCCUCUGGGCGGGUUCCUAGAGGAACAACAAGGUGGGGCCCAGCUGGCAGCAAGGAGGUCAGGGGCCAGGGUGUACCCCAGAAGCAGGCGCUGGGCCGCCUCUUCAGGGCUCAGGUGCUGGCCACCUGCGCUGGCUAUAAGGGAGCCCAGCAGGCCAUAGGGCUGUGCCGAGAGAGGGAGGGGAGGGUGACUGUGUGCUUGUCUUGGCGAGGAGUGGGGUGCCCCGUGGAGGGCACCCUCUCCUGGUGGAGGGACCCGUGCUUGGUGUGGAAUCCCUUACCUCUGGAGGCUGGGAAGGCCCUGACUGUGAGCAGUGACUCAGCCCCGGGCCCCAUUGGGCUGGGGGUGGCUGCAGCUGCAACACAGCUGGUGCUGACGCUAGGGACAGCCCCCGGACUGAGACAGGGCAGUCGGCGGUGCCAGGCCCUGGGUCGCAGCUCCUGCGCCCCGCCGUGCCUUUGCUUCCUGCUCGGAGGGUCUUGACAGGCACAGAGAAGGACAGUGAGGGGUAGUGGCUCUGAGGGCUGGCUGUCUGUUCCCCCAGGAGGCACAGCAGGCUGGUGUCUGGCUCUGCAGGGCUGGGACCUCUCCCUCGCCCCCCCGUCCCCGUAGCCCUGGGUCUGCAGGGCUGGGUCCUCUCCCUUGACCCCCCUGUCCCCAUAGCCCUGGGUCUGCAGGGCUGGGUCCUGUCCCCUGCCCCCCUGUCCCCAUAGCCCUGGGUCUGCAGGGCUGGGUCCUGUCCCCUGCCCCCCCGUCCCUGUAGCCCUGGGUUUGCAGGGCUGGGACCUCUCCCUCGCCCCCCUGUCCUCGUAGCCCUGGGUCUCAGAGCAGGGCAGGGCCUCCCAGCCGCUUCCUUCCUUCCUUUCUUGGGACGGAAACUGAGCUGGGUGGGGGGGGGCGUCCGACUGGAGCCUCCCUUAGCAGGGGAGGGGGCUCUGUCCCCACCCUGCUCCCCAAAGUGACUCAGCCCCCAUGUCCCCACCCAUCCCCGGGGAGCCGUGGGCCAUGGAGGGGGUAGAUAAGCGGGUGGCAGCCCAGCUGUGCUGAGAGCUCACGCCACUCCAGUGCAGCACCCUCAGCUGGCUGCGUCGGUCCACCCGCCCGCCUCCAUGGCCCGCUCCGGGAAUGCCACACCUCCGGGCCCCACUCCAGGAGCCCCUCCACGGGACCCCUCUCAGGGGCUUGUACAGGAUGCCAACGGGCCCCCGAGAGAGCUGCGUCCUCGGCUCUGUCACCUGCACAAGGGCCCGCAGGGCUACGGGUUUAAUCUGCAUAGUGACAAGUCUCGGCCCGGCCAGUACAUUCGUUCCGUGGACCCAGGCUCGCCUGCCGCCCACUCCGGCCUCCGCCCCCAAGAUCGGCUCAUCGAGGUGAACGGGCAGAAUGUGGAGGGGCUGCGGCACGCCGAGGUUGUGGCCAGCAUCAAGGCCAAAGAGAGCGAGGCCCGGCUGCUGGUGGUGGAUCCUGACACGGACGAGCACUUCAAACGGCUGCGGAUCACACCCACCGAGGAGCAUGUGGAAGGUCCACUGCCGUCACCGAUCACCAAUGGGACCAGUCCUGCCCAGGUGAGACUGGGUCAGGUGUGUCUUAGCAGAGGUGGCCCGCCAGGUUUGGACAAGGACACCGAGGAUGCCAGCAGUUGGAAGCGGGACCCAUUCCAGGAGAGCGGCCUGCACCUGAGCCCUACGGCAGCCGAGGCCAAGGAGAAGGCCCGGGCCACACGGGUCAACAAACGGGCCCCGCAGAUGGACUGGAACCGCAAACGUGAGAUCUUUAGCAACUUCUGAACCCCCUGCCUGCUGGCCGGGCCCUGCCUCAGGAGAGCCACUGUGCUGCUGGGGACCGCGGGGAGUGGGGGCUGCUGGGAGGCUGCCUGCUGUGGCCAGGGCCUUUACUGCUGGGCCCGGGCCUGCCGACAGAAAGGAAUUUGUGUUCUUGCUUUUUUCCCCCUCAAAAAAGUUCCUCAGCUCCACACAUGUUUCCACUUAAUACCAGAGCCCCUCCCCCACUCCCUCAGGAUGCGCUCUCUAAAUAAUCGCAAUAAAACCAACCUUCCUCUGCAAUCCAUUUUCUCCCUGCCCCCAGCAGCAGCCCUCCACAGGGGGGUCCUCAGGACUCCAGCACAGAGCCAAGUUGGGGGGUGGAAGGCUGUAGAAGCCAGAGGUGGCAGAGAGCUGCCCCUUCUGCCUUUCUCCCGGCCUGGAGAAGGCCACUGCUGGGUCAGCCCCAUCCAGCUUCUCUGGGCUGCCCCUCUGCCCCACUCCGGGGCUGGGACACAAUGACUCUGGGCUGUGGGCCUCAAAGAUGGAGGACUUCCCCGCCCCCCAGGGGGGCACCCCUACCUUGCGCCUGCCCGGCGCCCACCCCUGCCAUGCCUCUGCCCUGUUCUCCUGCCUCAGCGCCCGGAGCCCACUGGCCAGUACUACUGUCUGCCUUGUAAGCCAUAGCGCAUGUGCGCCCUCAGAAUAAACAGGCCUGCCUGGAA
This is a messenger RNA of Ochotona curzoniae (black-lipped pika), 2728 nucleotides long. RefSeq names its product Na(+)/H(+) exchange regulatory cofactor NHE-RF2. NCBI's taxonomy places the organism in Eukaryota, Metazoa, Chordata, Mammalia, Lagomorpha, Ochotonidae. Gene Ontology annotation, biological process: protein localization to plasma membrane. Gene Ontology annotation, molecular function: protein-membrane adaptor activity; signaling receptor binding. The transcript has 7 exons. Bases 1350 to 2030 code for a protein of 226 amino acids. Gene Ontology annotation, cellular component: apical plasma membrane. The record is from RefSeq and is a predicted model, not a curated record.